AUGAAGACGUGGAGAUGGCUUUGCCUUAUUCCACUGUUUACAGAGGAUAUCCAGGCUGCUUUCCCUCGUAUUAGCGCAAACGUAGCGGAGGGUUUGGGUGUGGCCCCACAUUCAACAUCACUGGUCAAGCCCUUCAAAGUGGUGCCGAUUGAUCCACCAGGCGCUCCCGUAGGAAAUCUCGACGACAUUCAAAAACAAGUGGAGCAACUGCACAGAGUUCCUUCAUUAAGAAAUUCAAGACCGCAGGAACAAAGCAUGAAGAUUACAAAACCGCUCGAAGGAGAAGCCCAAAGCAAAGACGCAGAAUGCCUUCACAAUCGAUGGCAAAGAAGAAGCCUGGUUACACUCAGACGUCGCGGUUGUUUGAAUACAGUAGGCUCAGGGCUACUCGCGGCUUCUAAUGGACUCGCGAAUGCAGGAGCCGGAUUGCAGCGUUUCGAUAAACUAACUGCUCGUCAGAAAUUAGGAUGGUUUCUCAAAAAAACGAAAAACGGAGUGAAACAUACGGCUUCUUUCGGUGUAAAGGUCGCAGUAUUGCCGAUUAAAGGACUGGCCUUCUUAGGAAGAAAGACGUUCGAAGGAGUUAUGGCGGUUCUGCGUGGGACAGGUCGCGUGGCCAAAACAACAGGCAGCGCGGUCGGCAAGGGACUUUUCAUUUCAGGAUACCUAGUCUAUAAAGGUGGACUCAACACGCUCAAGCUGAUAGGUAGAACAAUUCUUCACGGCUGGAAAUAUUUCGGCAAGGGAUUGGCGGCAACUGGAAGAGGGCUCCAAAAGGCUGGUCAGAAAAUGGAGGCUCAAUCAACGACACGACUGACCAAGAAAGUAUCGCCGCCGCCCACUGAACCAGCGCGACAAACGAAGAAUGGAAUCGAGCGAAAAUGAUUGUGAAAUCAGUGACUUAUGUAUUACCCCAGGCUUUCUUUCACUCUAUGCCCUAUGAUGCCGUUCUUUUGAAUUCCACUAAGUGUGCGGAAGAAAUGGACAACACACGACCCGACACGAGCACUUUUAUAAAGGACAAUUUGCAAGCGGACAACCUAAAUGUAAAUACAAGACUAGCUGUCAGAUAGACA
Messenger RNA from Puccinia graminis f. sp. tritici CRL 75-36-700-3, 1076 nucleotides. RefSeq lists its product as uncharacterized. Bases 1 to 885 code for a protein of 294 amino acids. NCBI's taxonomy places the organism in Eukaryota, Fungi, Basidiomycota, Pucciniomycetes, Pucciniales, Pucciniaceae. The record is from RefSeq and is a predicted model, not a curated record. The transcript has a single exon.